AUGACAGUGCUAUCUCUACUCGUCUGCCUUCUCUUAGGCUUCUCCGUUCAUGGCAAUCCCCUGCCUUCUGAAGAUCUGCAUUUUGAUCUCUACUUUCACCACGACGAGGUCGCUCGUCACGUACGCAAUGGGGAUGGCGAGUAUGCAACCGAGCGAGCUCUCAUGAGGCGAUUGGACGACCAUUUCCGAGCCAACGAGUCAAUCCACGAGUUACGCACGCGCGAUUUGCAAAACAAGGAACUCAACUCCCGGGCUACCGUCUUCUAUAAGCCAAAUCUAAACGCUGUGUGCAGACAAAACGGGCUGCUGCAGGCGCAUCCCACUGCAAUCCGUAAUCCGUGUGUCUCUCCGAGGCAAUUUAGCGUAGACUGCGACCCGGAUCCACCAGGCGACUAUGUCCUCACAGUCCAUGGGUACUGCCAAACCAACUACUUCUGCGUAACGGUUCUCAAAGACACGCUUCAAAUCAUCGACCCGGAUAACAUCCAGCUCGGGCAAGCCGUAGAGCCCAUCUGCCAGAAAACCGUCUACUUCAAACCCUUCCAAAUCACAAAGAGCCUGGUAGACUUCACGACGGACUGGUGGACCGCGCCGGGCAAAUUCAAGGUCGCUUUCGGCCGCAUGGCGCUUCUCGUCGACACCGCGGGCGUGGAUUACAAGCUCAAAUUCGAAUACAAGGUUACCACGUCGGUUCUGUGGAGCGUGGCGGGCACCAAGUCCAUCGAGAGGGAAAACACGGGCGCCGACCACGAGUAUGAAUUGUCGUACAAUUAUGAUGGAGUCGACAACAUGCAGUUUCGAGCCGGCACCACAGAUCUUAAUAGUAUCAGUGGGGCCACCAAUCUCAUCCUCAAUGUCUAUUUUGGAGCUGCUUCUUAA
Exserohilum turcica Et28A is the source of this 879-nucleotide messenger RNA. RefSeq lists its product as uncharacterized. The transcript has a single exon. NCBI's taxonomy places the organism in Eukaryota, Fungi, Ascomycota, Dothideomycetes, Pleosporales, Pleosporaceae. The coding region runs from base 1 to 879 and encodes 292 amino acids. The record is from RefSeq and is a predicted model, not a curated record.